GCGCAAUUCACCGCUUGACCCGGGGAGAAGCAGCGUCGCCAUUUUGGUUCUGAAGGGGGGCCUGCUGUCACCACGUGAAGACGAGAAGCCCCAGACAGCGAAGUUCGGGGGGCUUUUACGAUACGGCAGACAAUCCGGCCAGAGGAUCGAGGAUUCAGAUUCAUGAUCAGAGCAAAGUCACGGUGACCAGUACUCAAGAAGAAGAAGAAGAAGCAUGCCCUCGGUAACUCUACCGCCGAAGGAGAACGCUCUCUUUAAGAGAAUAUUGAGAUGCUACGAACACAAGCAGUACAGAAAUGGGCUCAAGUUUUGCAAACAGAUCCUGUCCAACCAGAAGUUCGCCGAACAUGGAGAGACCCUUGCAAUGAAAGGACUGACUCUGAACUGCUUGGGCCGAAAGGAGGAGGCGUAUGACCUAGUGCGACGUGGCUUACGAAACGAUCUGAAGAGUCAUGUCUGUUGGCACGUUUAUGGUUUGCUUCAGCGCUCGGAUAAAAAGUAUGACGAGGCCAUCAAGUGCUACAGGAAUGCUCUUAAAUGGGACAAAGACAAUCUUCAAAUCCUCAGAGAUCUCUCACUGCUGCAGAUCCAAAUGAGGGACCUCGAAGGUUACAGGGAGACCAGGUACCAGUUACUGCAGUUGCGACCGGCUCAAAGAGCCUCCUGGAUCGGUUAUGCCAUCGCGUACCACCUUCUGGAAGAUUAUGAGAUGGCAGCUAAGAUCGUGGAGGAGUUCCGCAAAACACAACAGACGUCUCCAGAUAAAGUGGAUUACGAGUACAGUGAGCUGUUGCUUUAUCAGAAUCAGCUGUUGAGGGAGGCCGGGCUUAACAAAGAAGCCCUCGAUCACCUGACCAACUUUGAAAAACAGAUAUGUGACAAACUGGCUGUAGAGGAGACACGAGGAGAGCUGCUUCUCAAGUUAGAUCGGGCUGGUGAAGCUACGGAGGUCUACCACCGACUGCUGGAGAGAAACCCUGAGAACUGGAGCUACUAUCAAGGGCUAGAGAAAGCACUCAAACCAAAGAGUGUGGAGGAGAAGCAGAAAAUCUAUGAAGAUGCCUGGGUUAAGUAUCCUAAAGGCCUGGUGCCAAGAAGACUUCCUCUCAACUUCCUCACAGGUGAGAAGUUUAGAGAGUGUUUGGAUCGCUAUCUGAGGAUGAACUUCAGCAAAGGAUGCCCGCCUGUCUUUACCACACUGAAAUCACUCUGCCAUCAAAAAGACAAGGUAGCAAUAAUUGAGGAAUUAGUUGUGGGCUAUGAAAAAAGUUUGAGAACUUGUAAAAUGUUCAACCAAAAUGAUGAUGGGAAAACCGAGGCGCCCACUACUUUACUGUGGGUUCAGUAUUUCCUGGCCCAGCAUUUCAACCAUAUCGGCAAACAGACGCUUGCCUUCGAGUACAUCAACACAGCAAUCGAAAGCACCCCCACCCUCAUAGAGCUCUUCCUCAUCAAGGCGAAGAUAUAUAAGCAUGCGGGUAACAUCCGUGAAGCUGCUCGCUGGAUGGAUGAGGCCCAGGCUCUGGACACUGCUGACCGCUUCAUCAACUCCAAGUGUGCCAAGUAUUUGCUCAAGGCUGGACUUAUCAAAGAGGCUGAAGAGAUGUGUUCCAAGUUCACACGGGAAGGAACCUCUGCUGUAGAGAAUCUGAAUGAGAUGCAGUGCAUGUGGUUCCAGACGGAGUGUGCUCUGGCCUACAAGUCCUUGAACAAAUAUGGAGAGGCGCUGAAGAAGUGCCAUGAAAUUGAGAGGCAUUUUGUGGAGAUAACAGAUGACCAGUUCGACUUCCACACAUACUGUAUGCGGAAGAUGACGUUGCGUUCUUACGUCGAUUUGCUCAAUCUAGAGGACGUGUUGCGUAUGCACCCUUUUUACUUCAAGGCAGCACGUACAGCCAUCGAGAUCUACCUCAGCCUUCAUGAUAACCCGCUCUCCGAUGACAACAAGGAGUCGCAGGCCGACAAUGGGGAUCUUAUUUAUUUGAAUUUUAAUAGCUAUUUUUGCAUAAAAUAUUACCCACAUCUUACCUUUUUGUUGUAUGCAGCUGCUAAGAUGAUGGUUUUUCUGGACCCCUCCUCUGAGGGGAUGGCUGCCGAGCUGGCUACCUCCUUGAACGAGUCCCUAACAGGCAGAACCAUUAAGACGUGUACCGAGGUUCUCCAGGCGUUAAGGGACGGCAGUCUGGGCUCGCAGCAGGAGAAAAUUCUCGAAUCGUACCGUGCGUCUUGCCAUGGUAUCUAUCCCUAUGCUUUAGCCUUCAUGCCCCCCAGUUACCAGGACAACUCUGCGGUGACCACCAAUGGAGACCUGUCCCCCUGUGACCACGAGGACAUGCCCAAUGAGAUGUGAGCGUUUCAGGAAGGGAGCAGGGUGGCCGUUUUAUGGCGUCAGCAUUUUGAGACCAGAUGCUCCACUGAGGUUGAGACUCUACUGCACUAACGAGACCAUGGUUACCUUCUUUUCCACUCACGGAAGCAAGCGAGCAAUAGGGGAAAAACCUGUUUUACAAUAAUUUUUUUUUUCUCCUUUCUAUCUUGUUUUGCUUUUUAAAAAAAAAUAAAAAAUUUGCCAAUGGCGUCUCUUAUGCUAGAACAGAAUACAUGGUAUUAAAGAGAAAGAUUGAUCAAGAUGGUCACAGUGAACUCAUUGGGCCUAAUUCCUGUUUAUCUGACACAUGCAUCUUGCUUAACAUGUUUUUAAGAGUAAUUUAUAUAAGAUAAUAUUAAAAAGAACCGAAUAAUAUCAGGAGGAGCAAUACUUUUGGUCCUGGUUUGACUUGCGUGGUCGUGUGCCAAACCUGUGGGGCGGACCUUUAGAUGCAGAUGAUGGCACCUGUUGCGAGGGUACGUGGGAAGGGGGGUUUGGGGGUGUGGGGAGUGUGUGGCACUGAAUUAAUGUGGCUGGGCAGAAACUGUUCCAGGAUCAGCCACCAGGGGGAGCCAGCAGUGAAAACCCACCACGUCUGCUGGGAGGAGACACUGAUGUUCAGCCAAUAAGCUGAUAACAGUCGAUUAAAAGGUCACCUGGAGUGCCGAUGAGAGGCAGAUGUGCAUGUCUUUAUUUUAUUAUUUUUCUCUUUCAUUCUCUGCUGCCUUUCGGUUUUCCAGUGAAUGUCUUAGAGGCGGCAGUGGCAUCUGUUGGACCUGUAGGACUUUUACUGUGACAGUUUCUGUUGGGUUUGUUUGGCAUCUUUUAUUUUUUUCUCCCACUCAUUGUUUGGUGUCUCAUGUUGGUUUCAAACUUUCUGUUUAUGAUUUUUUCCCCCCAUAAUACAGGACUCCAUCAAACAUACCACUGUCUGAAUUCUGAGAACAUGUCCUGUCAUUUGACACUCACACAGUUACAAAUAAAACAAAAUAACAUGA
Messenger RNA from Sinocyclocheilus grahami, 3366 nucleotides. RefSeq names its product N-alpha-acetyltransferase 15, NatA auxiliary subunit a (gene naa15a). Gene Ontology annotation, molecular function: protein binding. Gene Ontology annotation, cellular component: cytoplasm; NatA complex. The transcript has 17 exons. NCBI's taxonomy places the organism in Eukaryota, Metazoa, Chordata, Actinopteri, Cypriniformes, Cyprinidae. The record is from RefSeq and is a predicted model, not a curated record. Gene Ontology annotation, biological process: N-terminal peptidyl-methionine acetylation. Bases 215 to 2350 code for a protein of 711 amino acids.